UAUAUGGUUGUUAAGUAUCAUCCAAAAGUUCCAAAUCCCGUUUCGCGUCCAAAUUCAUAUCUUACCUAAUUCCUCUUUCGGUUUACGUGUAAUUUCAAUCAACAAUGGCUUCAGCCAAGGCGAAGGAGCUGGUUUCAUCCAACCCUGUCGUCGUCUUCAGCAAAUCGUAUUGCCCUUUCUGUGUGGACGUUAAGAAGUUGUUGACGGAGCUUAAUUCUUCCUUCAAAGCUAUUGAGCUUGACCUAGAAAAUGAUGGAGGUGAGAUACAGUCAGCAUUGCAUGAGUGGACUGGUCAACGAACUGUGCCAAAUGUGUUUAUUGGCGGAAAACAUAUCGGUGGCUGUGACAGCACUGUUGGCAUGCACAAAGGAGGGAAGCUUGUCCCCCUGCUGACAGAAGCUGGAGCAAUUGCUUCCAAAUCUUCUUAAUAAGUAAAUAAAAUAACUAUCUCAUGGUUAUCUUUAUAAACAGAAUUUAUAUUUAUCAUAAACUUUCUGGAAUUCUGUUUAUGCGUAUUUCAGUAUUUGCUCCUGAACUUAUGGUGUUUCUGUAACUGAUUAAAAAUGUUGCGUUUCAAUAUCAAGUACUGUUUUCAUGGA
Molecule: messenger RNA, 599 nt
Organism: Lactuca sativa (garden lettuce)
Lineage: Eukaryota; Viridiplantae; Streptophyta; Magnoliopsida; Asterales; Asteraceae
Product: glutaredoxin
Biological process (GO): cellular response to oxidative stress
Cellular component (GO): cytoplasm
Molecular function (GO): glutathione disulfide oxidoreductase activity
Source: RefSeq, a predicted model, not a curated record